This is a messenger RNA of Dreissena polymorpha, 7662 nucleotides long. RefSeq names its product sterile alpha motif domain-containing protein 9-like. NCBI's taxonomy places the organism in Eukaryota, Metazoa, Mollusca, Bivalvia, Myida, Dreissenidae. Gene Ontology annotation, cellular component: cytoplasm. The transcript has 10 exons. The record is from RefSeq and is a predicted model, not a curated record. Bases 459 to 6308 code for a protein of 1949 amino acids.
UAUCAAUAGGCUAAAAUACCGAUUUCAGUCUGAUUAGAAAGGACGCGUUGAUAUGAAGGAAGCAUAGAUAUUUUCUGAAAACGAAGACUUUUUCAGAAAACGAAGACACAGUAUGGUGUUUCAGAGAGACAUCGAAGUUCUAUGUAAAUAAUAGAGUGAAAAUAAGGUUGUGAUUACGAUAUCUUCUCAAUAGGGAAUUAUUUUGUAUUUAAUACAUCAGUAACAGAAUACCAUGUGCGACGGCCAUGAAAAUCUCUCAAAUCAACAAUACUGUUCUGAAACACAUAUCUUUGAGUUCUGCGAUUUUUGCACAUGUUGGAAAACGAAUUGGCAUUUAUUCCUUAGUGCCACUUCUACAGUACACUGAUGGGAAACCUUAUGCAUAUUGGUCUUGAAAUAACAUUAUUCAUUGGACAUAUACCAACACACAAGCCUGAGACACGCAAUUUUGAAUAAUCAUGGAAGAAAAAAAUAAUUUUCAUAGACUUGUUGAGUUACAUUUCGAUUGCUGUAUCCUAGCACUGCGGGAAUUUUUACAAUGGGAAUUAUCGAAUAAUGGGUUCACAAUACAAUCUUUCUUAAAACAGAAAGACAUGCUCAUCUGGGUAAAAACCGCGAAGUUGUUCAAAGAGCAAGAAGCAGUGCUUUCAAAUCCAAAUGUGACGUAUGACAUGCUGGAUAUAACGCUUGCAACUCGACUGAUUAUUGAAAAGUGUCGACCCCAAGACGCCAGUAUUCUCAAAGCUGUAAAGGACCUUCGAAAAUCACGCAACAAUAUAGUACAUACCACAGAUGCAAAGAUACAGGGAACAGCGCAGUUCAAUGAAGCAUGUAACGCGAUAUUUACGAUUGCUGCUGUCUUGAGCGCUAAAAUGAAGCAAACUAUUAAGUGUAAAAUCAGCGCAAUACAGAACAAAGAGAUUGUCAAGACAUGCACCAAUAUGGAGAAAAUAAUGUUGAAUGGAGAAUAUUUUAUGAUAAAAUUGGUUGAAUCAAGUGAUGUUGAAUCAGAGAGCCAAGACGGGAGGUUAACACUUAUGAAGUUCAACAUGACAAAAUGGAUACGCCAAUUGUCUAGAAUGCCAAAUGUUAAUACAUUUUUGAAAAGAUUAAAAGACGCCAAUGUUAUAACCGAGGCACAUAUAUCUGACAUAGAACACGAAUAUAGCUACGGUAGCCAAAUGGAGAAGCUAAUAUUGAUCGUACAGCAAAGUGUAGAGAGCACGACACUAUACCGAUUUUGCAAGGAACUUCGGAGCAUGCAUGCGCAGUUGGCAGAUCUGAUUGAAAACAAAAAUACAGAUGGGAAAGAAACGGAUGAAUACUUGCGACAGGUCGAGCAAGAGUUCGUGUUAAAUUUUCUUCGUGAUAAAUUGAUAGAAUGUCCCAACUGUCACAUUUCUUGUGAGGAAAUUCAUAUUGCUUUAGAAGACGAACUCCGUGGAUAUUUGGAAUUUGCAGUCCUUAAAACACAUUUCCUACAGAUAUUUUCGAAAAGUACUUUCGUUGAAGGAGACACAAGCUUUAGGGACGUAACAUGGAAGUCAUCGCCUCUUUCCAAACAACAGUCACACAAAGAAGGAAACGAAACGGUCAACUUUGUAACAAUGAAAUUAGACGAGUUUGCCUCAUUUGUCGGGAACAUGAUGGGAGCUAUAAAACCAGAACUACGAGAUAUUUUCCAAACAGCAAUAUGCGACGAAGCCAUAACUGCAAACACUUUUGAAGAAAUGGAAUCAUCCGAACUGAAAGAAGUUUUCACUGGAUAUUUAGGAAGCAUCAAAUAUGGAAAAGGAAUUGACCAUUCACUUAAAAAACUUCAAAAGGAUAUCAAAGAAAAUAAACUGCGCGCAGGAAUUAAAACAAAUACUAGACUACAACAGCUACGCGAGUUUGAUCGGCCUAGCUAUACAUUAGUAUACUCCAAAGGUGCAAUUGUAAAACCACAAACAGGUAAUUUGUUGGUUCCGGUUCACGAAUUUCGUUCAUUAAAUGUUCCUAGCAAACACUGGAUUGCAAAAGAAACUUUGCGUUUUCUCGCGGCCUGUAUGAAUGCACGCAAGAACGGAACCUUACACUUUGGAAUUAGGCCAGGUGGUGAUAGAUGUGGGACUAUUGUAGGCAUAGACAUCAUGAACGCGAAAGAGGUUGACGAGGAGAUAUCGAAAUGUAUGAAACUGUGCUUUUAUGGCGAGCAUUUGCCUUUCCUUAUGUCCUGUAUUCGCCCAAUCCAGGUUAUAGCCAUUGAAGACAGUGAAAAUGUUGUUUAUGAAAUAGAUGUCGUACCGUCAUCACUAUAUGCCUUUGAAGAGAUGAUUCCCUUGAGGUAUCCACCAAAAGGACCACAAAAUGAAGUAACAUUCGUUUAUGAUCAGAAUAGUUUGUGUGAAAUUGUAUCAAUUGGUAGGGACACGUGUAUGUUUACUGACGUAGAGAAUGUAUACAAAAUGCGAUUACAAGAAAGAAUUAUAAUUGAAAGCAAGGUCAAUGGAUUCCUCAUUGAAACAUCGGAAUUAAGAACAACACUCAUGUCGAACCUUACAGGAAAAGGAAGCAAGUAUGUUACAGAUGAAUACAUUCCCAUUAUUGUAAGCGGAAACAUGAGCGAUCAGGUUGAAAUUUGGAAUGACAUCAGUAUGGCAUCAGCAUUUUCUUCCGCAAAAUUCGUUCUUGACUUUGAUGCCUCUCCUGAUCUAAGGAAAGACGUCGAAACUGACAGAUCUGUCUUUACUGUAAAGACGGCAGAGAAUUGUCUAGAUAAGGUUCAGAUCGAAAACACCAGUAAUCCAGUUUGGGUGUAUUGUAACGGAAAUACAGAGAUUUCACAACCAAGGAUGAAGUUAAAAUCCUGGACAAAAUCACGACUUGCUGGCGUAAAAAGUUGUUUGGACACAAUACGGAUGUUUAUUCCUAAAGGCAGAGCACGAAUAUUAUUUCUUUUGUAUGGCGAGUUGACAGACCAAGAACCUUUGUUUUACAUAGCAAGAGAAAUGUUGGCAUCGACUUUUCAGGACGAAUGUAUAAUAUUGACCCAACAUGCCGAUAACUGCAAAGAACUCAGAAAUGACGUUGCUAGACAAGUUGGGGACAACGAAAUUGACAGAUGCAUUCUUGUUGGUCACGACUGGAAAUUUUUGUCUGAUGUCGUGCGGUCGGUAUUUCGACCGACUUCAAAUGUUGUUUGCAAAUUGCCAAGUAGCUCAACGGCAGUGGUUGUAGAAAUGACAAGCAAAGAACGCACUGACCUGAAACUCACCGAUAUUGAUAUUGUGAGCGGUGAAGAAUGUGAAAUUGAAGCUGAGAGGAUGAGUGACAAAGAAUUGCAAGAAAAUGAACAAGAACAUCAGAAAAGGUUUUACAAAGGUAGUGGUACAUCAUGGUGGAACUUUUAUUACAAUAAUCAAGUAGGAGAACGCAACUGCUAUAGGAGACAUUUAGAGGAUAUAAACAAAGCUCUCAGGUGCAAUAAAGGUGAGCAGCUUCUUGAAACACACGAAAUAAAACAUCAUCCAGGUGCAGGAGGAAGUACAUUAGGAAUGCACCUUAUCUGGCACUUCAGUCAAUUUAAAAGAUCACCGCAAAAAGCUUUUAGAUGUUGUGUUGUGAAACAUAUCUCCGACAAAACAAUAGAACAGAUAGAACGAUUUCGAAACUUUAAGGAUGUCGAAGACGCAAAACCUAUUAUACUUCUUGUUGACAACAAAAGUGAAGAUUCCGUUAUCUUUCUAAAAUCAAAAUUACAUGAGCUGGCGUAUAAAACAGGAACACCAGGAAAGUUAUUUGGCCUUAUUAUAUUGAUAGGUAGAUGUCCUAUUUCAAAGGGGAAAAGUCAACUUGCUGAUGAUUAUAUUUUAACGCAUUCUUUGAAAGGAAAGGAAAUGUUAUGGUUUGACAAGAAAUACAAUGAAUUAGAAGACAAAAGUGGCAUCGACGUUAAAACUUUAAUUGCAUUCAACGUCAUGAGAAAUUCUUUUGAUGAAAAAUACAUUAUGGAACUAACAGCUAACAUCUUGAAGGAUGUGACUGACCUUGAGAAAGAAGUUUUAACAACCUUAGCAUUAGUUUCAUCAUACGAGAAUGAUCACCCAAUACCGCAAAGUGUUUUUGAUAACAUGAUGAAUGAACAACAAGACAUAGAUAAUUUAAUUAAAUUACCGUUCGGUAUUGCACAUACACGCAGGGAAUUAGAAAGCUUAUCUUUGCAUAUAACAGUAUGGAACAUGAAGGUGUCUCCUGCAAUGGAUCUGCUUAUAACUAAACGGGAAACUGAUCAAAAUAUAGGGGGCAUUUCAAUUAUAUCACAGCCCCUGGCAAGAGCAAUAAUUUCGUCCAUAAUGUUACAACAGAACAAACCAUUGGAAUACAUUGUCAAUUUUGUUUUAGAUUUAGUGGCUCAGCAUGCUCAUGAAGCGAAUCCAAUGUCAAAACUGUUUGUUAAAAUUGUCUGUAGUCUCUUCAAAACAAGGCAAGUCGAAGAAAUUGACAAUAGAGAAACACGACUAAAAUUCUCUGAUCUUGUGUUGGACUUAGAAAAAAAGGAGACUGAACAUCCGAGACAAACAGUGCUAGAAACCAUGAGCCGGUGUUUCGAUAUAACAAAAGAUGCCAUGGUAGGUCAGCAGCUAGCAAGAUAUAAUAUAUUCAUUAAAGAAUUUAAAGAAGCAGAAAAUGCGAUACAGAGGUCAUUAGCAAUCAAACCCGACAACUCCUAUCUUCUUGACACAUACGGACAAAUAUUCAAAGCACACAUGGAAAAUGUACUAGAAACACGGGAACCAAUUGACAACGAGAAAGCCACUCACAUUAUUGAAUUGGCCUUUUCGGCAAUCGAAAAGUUUAAGGAUGGACAAAAGGCGGCAAUAAAGAUGGAAGGCGAUACGAAUAUGAGUUGUUUUCACAUGGAAGUGAAAACAGCAAUUACUUUGCUAGAACAGUUUCACCGGUUUGAGUGUUGCAAAGAACGUGUUCAACUGUGUAAUUAUCUCCAGCAAAAAGAGGAUAACAUUAAUGAGUCUCCUUUUUUUGAGUUACUUCAAAUGUGUCAAAAGCUUGAACAUGUGAGGUGUGGGAGCGCAUGGCAACAACAUUUGGAGCAAUCUCUACGUUCACUUGAAGAAAAGAACUAUCAAAUCAAAAGAUUUCUUUACACGGUACCACACGAUGAUGAAACACUGUUAUUAAAACUGAGAGAACGAUACGAACGCUUUUAUGGAGGACAAGUUGAUAAGUAUCAGUUUACAUUUGGCCUAGGCUUGAAACCACUUAUGAAUGCUAUGCAGGCGAAAGAGCAUAAACACAGGGAGGCACUAGAAAAACGGGUCAAUGAAGCCAAACAUAAUUUAUCAGGGAAUGUUUUAAAACAGACGACAGACAUCCGUGAUCUACUUGUUUACGUCGGGCACAGCAUUAUAACGCUCUGCAAUAGAUCCAGUAAAUCAAAACGCUCUACAUGUGAUACAAGAGAAUACAUAACUCUGUUGAACUACAGUACCAAGUUAUUGACAUUGCAAAGGGAAAAGCAGUUACCCAGAAAGUAUCUUGAAGCAUACUUAUACUUUGCAAUGCUGCAUUGGCCACUGCUUCGAAGGACUCAGAUAGACUCGGAAUGUCUUGUAAGCGGGAGCGUUUAUGAAGAAGUCAUGAAAGAAUGGGAUACCGAGUACGACAAGAACCAUUUCAUUCACACAACAGAACAAUCCAGACUGAAGAAACCGAAGAACUACUAUGCGUUGGGAAAGGGUCCAGCCGGAAAUGAUAUUGUUGAUUUGGAAUCAAUAAGAAAAGAAUGGAUGGAUCGAAAAAAGACGAAUGGAAGAACACGGCCGCCAGUGUUUAAGGAUUAUUUUUGGAGAGAAUCGUUUGUGGAGGACGAAUUACAGCGACUAGAUGGAAUUGUUGAUGGAAAUGGUCAUCUUAUUUCACACACGGCCGAUUACUCCAAUAACCGACAACAUACGUUCAAAAUAAAAACGUACUACCCUUGUGACGGGCUAAGCAACAGGCCGGUGACCUUUGUGCUUGGAUUUACCUGGAAGGGCCCGACUGCCUUCGAUGUCAGAGAGACAGAAUCAUCACCUCAUAUUGAUAACAUCCCUACAUCGGAUUCUCGAUCGGGUGUCGCAGAAUUUGACACCGCUGGAAAAUAUUCCCAUGAUGUUUGUAAAUUGACAGCAUCAGCGGCAGCACCAAGCGCACAGGAAUUAACAAUUUCUGGAAGAACCGAGACAGUCUCAAACAGUGCCAAUGAACAGAAUGCGUCAGGGUCCGUCAAUAGAAAAAAGAAGAAGAGGAAGAAGAACAAGAAAUAAUGUUCACUGGUAAUUUUUCUUACUGGGAAAAUGAUAAACUUUGCAAUAAUAUAACUGAUCUUGCAUAUUAGAUCAGAAUUGAGAUGUGUAUACCUUUAUUGCUAUGUGAAGGAGCGAUUAAUCUAUAGACUUGUUGUUAAAACUGUUGAUGUUUUUUAAACCUAUUAAUUUUAUAUGCAAGUAUAGCUCAUUAACUUUCCUGCGGUUAUCAUUAUAAUCAUGGUAUUUUGUGUUAAAAUUAAGUUGUUUGUUUUUCUGAGUCAAAAUGUUUUAUUACGAGUUGUUUGAAUAGGAUUUUCUCAACUGUAUGGUUAAUACGUAAGCAAUUUUUUGCCGUUGGGAAAUCUUAACAAUCUCAUUUUUAAAGCCUUUCAGUUUAAAGGAAAACUUAAAAUUUAAACUAUGUAUAGCUGCCAUAAUGGUGGUUAAUUGUUAUGUGCGUGCGUCCGUCUGAUUAUUUUUCGGAUGGAUUUUAACUUAAGUUGCAGUGUCAAUUAAAGGCAUUAUAUAGCUUAUUUGCACAAGUCAUUUUUUUCAAGACAUCUUAAAAUAACUGGAUACAAUUGAUCACCAUGUUGAGACAGCGUUGAAUGAACAACACCUCAACGGUCUUAAUAAAUGUGAAAUGUGAACUAUAGGGAUAAUGUAGUUGGUUCGGACUAUUAUAUUUUAUCAAGAAUGUUUUUAAUGAAUUGCAACCAAUUUUUAAUAUCACCAUUUGGAGACGAUGUUUGUCAAAAUGUAAAAUGGAUCAAAGGUCAACGUCACACAAACAGGUCAAACAUGGACAACAUAUACCUUUAUAUGUGAAAUGUCAAACCUACAGGUCAACUGCCUAUCAUGUUAAUAAUACAUCUGCCCGGAUUUUGAUGCAAUUCCCAUGCAGACAAUUUUAAAACAAUUUUCCAAUCUGGAAAUUUGAAAGUGAAGCUUUGGAUAUUCUUUACCAGCUGAAAUGAUUUUCUUGUAUAUAAUAUGCUAUUGUGAAAUUAUAACAAGCAUUCUAGAAACAAGUUGCAAACAAAACUUUUUACUUACGACUAAUGCACUUUUUAGUUAACAUAAAUAAUUGUUUAUGAUCGUUUGAACUUUUCAUGUGAUAAUCUAUUUAUAAUCUAUUUAUUUGACGAUUUAUUUAUAGUGCGUUUUAUUUAUAUAAUUUUCGGUGUGAUAGUAGGUGUAUGUGUUAUACUGUUCCAUGCGAACUAAACGCAAAACAAUACACAUUAUUGUUUUAUGUAGGCUUGUUUGAUGCAGAAAUGUUGUUCAUCAGACGCAAUAUUUGGAUGAGUUACAUAAACACAAUUGACUAUAUAAUUGAUGGUAAAGUUCAUAUAUUUGUGUUUGUAACUUA